Molecule: messenger RNA, 558 nt
Organism: Adineta ricciae
Lineage: Eukaryota; Metazoa; Rotifera; Eurotatoria; Adinetida; Adinetidae
Source: the annotation of a GenBank genome assembly
AUGAGUGGUGUGUUAUUGCAGCAGUCGACAUCUCGGAUCGAAAAUCGAUCCACACCUAAAACUAUUUCAACGAAUGAGACAUUCGAACAGAAUUGUACAACGAUUGAAUGUUUUGAUCGUUCUCCUCAAGUAAUAAGCUCACCUUGGUUCAUUGGUCUCAUUGCGGCAGUUGUGGUACUAAUUAUCAUCAUAGCCAUUGUCUGCGGCAUCAUGAAACGUAAAGGUGGUAAAUAUUCAGUUCAAGACAAAGAAAUGCUCCAUGGACCAAGUGGAUACGGUGAUGACGAAGGUAAAUUCACCGAAUACUAUCGUGCUGUUGGCGAUCUAUCAAUUAGACAAAGUCGAACAUCGCUAAACAAUGGCGAUGAUCGCGACUCAAUGGAAGAAUUUAAUGAAGAAAAAGAUCGCGGUCGUUUCACCGAAGAUGGUUCCUUUAUUGGACAAUAUGGACGUGAUGAUAAGCGACGUACUUACUUAGCCAAAUAUGACGAAAGUCUUGGUUUAACAAGUGACAGUCCCAAUACUAAUAAUCAAGGAAAAUCUGCAUCUCCGGUAUAG